Molecule: messenger RNA, 1689 nt
Organism: Terrapene triunguis (Three-toed box turtle)
Lineage: Eukaryota; Metazoa; Chordata; Testudines; Emydidae
Gene: ZNF830
Product: zinc finger protein 830
Exons: 10
Coding region: 15-1097 (360 amino acids)
Biological process (GO): mitotic DNA damage checkpoint signaling; mitotic DNA replication checkpoint signaling; nuclear DNA replication
Cellular component (GO): spliceosomal complex; nucleus
Molecular function (GO): nucleic acid binding; zinc ion binding
Source: RefSeq, a predicted model, not a curated record
AUUUCCGGGACAAGAUGGCGGCGGGGCCGGGCUCGGAGCGGAAGCUGGUGCAGCAGGACGAGCUGCGGCGGCUCAUGCGGGAGAAGCAGCGACAAAGCGCCGGGAAGAAGCGAAUCGAGGCGCCGUUCGCUAAAUAUAAUCGUUUAGGGCACUUAAGCUGUACGUUGUGCAACACCCAGAUUAAGGGUGAACUUUUGUGGCAAACACACAUACUAGGGAAACAACACAAAGAGAAAAUUGCAGAGUUAAAAGGUGCUAAACAGACAGUGCCUGGGCCUACAAUUAGCAUAUCAUCAUCCCAUCCUGCCAAAAGAAAAGUUUCUGACACAGAAAACCAAGAAGUAAAGAGAACAAAAGGUUCAAAUGACCAGCCACAGACUUCUGCGUCUGGGCUACCCACAGAUUUUUUUGAUAAAGCAGAGCGUGCAGAUACAAAAGCAUUGCCUUCAAAGGGUCCAGGUCCCAGUUUACUGACAGGAGAUUAUGAUGAUGAGGAGGAGGAAGAGGAAGAAAAAGACAAUACUAGCAAACUACCCGGUGUGCAAAAAAUUGAAAUUCCACCCACAGCUCAAGAAACAGUAGCUAAUGCUCUACCAGCAGAUUUCUUUGAGAACAAAACGACAGCUGCUCCCAUAGUCUCCCAUUCAGGGUCCAUUCAGAAAGCGGAAGUUCAAGAAAAGGUAGUGGAAAGGAAAGAAAACACUGCAGAAGCUUUACCAGAGGGAUUCUUUGAUGAUCCUGAGGUGGACGCAAGAGUGCGAAAGGUUGAUGCUCCGAAGGAUCAGAUGGACAAAGAGUGGGAUGAAUUUCAGAAGGCGAUGCGACAAGUCAACACAAUUUCAGAAGCAAUAGUGGCAGAAGAGGAUGAGGAGGGACGUUUGGAUCGUCAGAUUGGAGAAAUUGAUGAGCAGAUUGAAUGUUACCGCCGUGUUGAGCUGCUGCGUAACCGCCAGGAUGUAAUGAAAGAUAAAUUUAAGGAAGCCAUGAGAUUAAGAGCAACCCAGGAGAAAGAGGAUGAGGAUAUUGGUAGUGAAGAUGAAGGAGAAUUGCAGGAUUUGCUGUCUCAAGAUUGGAGAGUGAAAGGGGCUUUGUUGUAGCAUUUCAGUGGCAUGCUCAAUAUUCUGUUGAUCUGUGGUAUUACUUUUUAUCAGAAGACAUUUUUGUUAAAAUAUUUAUUUUUAAGAAGGAUUUUGCAGAUACUAAUGAGGUUAACUGUAAAAAGUAUGUCCAUAUCUCUGUAGGUCUAAAAUGGAGUAUUAUUUUGUGUAAAGAUUGUACAUUGUAAAUGUUUUACAAGUUUGAAUAUAACUUUCCUAUUAAAAUUAUUAUAAUUUCCUACUAAAAUUAUUUUAAUGAGCAAGUAAUUUUAUAGUCAAUAUAGACUUCUGGGAGUGUAACAUAUACUAAGUCAGUGCUUUGAGUUGUCCUGUGCUGUAGUUCAUACCAGCCAAGAUGACAGUGUAUAGUGUUCUUUCAGAUAGGAAACUCUGCUUUAUCCAGGAUGUUUUAGAAGUUACUAGUAAAAUGUAGUGUGUCGGUCGUCCAGUGUUUCACUCUUUCAUAUGUAAAUGACCUAAGAAUCCAGAAACAUUGAGCAACAGAUUGUGGAGAAGUUGUAAUACUCUGAUUUCCUGCCAUGCUACAGUGGGCAUGCAUGUUGCAGAAGAUUGUGCUGGACUCAAUCUGUUG